AUGAUCUAAUGAGAGGACGGAAUGACAAAUAUAUGGUCAAAUUUUACAAAAAAAAUAUAUUAUAUGAAUUUUAGCAUCCCGUACCCGUAUCCCUUAUUUUGAGAUAGACGUUUUUCCGUAUCCAUUUUAUACUCGUAUCCGUGUUAAUACCCGUUCUUGUGCAACCUAGGAUAAAACAACCAUUUAACAGUCGGACUAGUGAAAGACUAGGAUUGUGAUAAUAUCUGCUUCAUUACUAUAAAUAAGGCUGUCUUCUCCUCGUAUUUUACAAACUAAAACAGCAAGUGAAAAAAAAAAAAAAUUAUAAUUCCCCUUUAAAUAAAAAUUUCUAUUACUCUUAAAAUUCCCAAAUUAAUUAGCCACUUAAUUUUCAUAAUGACGACCCAAAUACAAGAAAUUACAUCAAUUAAGGGAAAUUCAGCCCUUGUAAAGCAGAGCUUUUUCGACCAGUCCCAUAAUAUUUCCUUCCCACAAGAGUAUCAGUUUCAGCAGCUGGUCAAGAAGAUAAAGGAAACAAUGGCGAGCAAAUCGAUUGAAGGCGGUGUUGAUCACGUAGAAGAGUUGGUUAUGAUUGAUGCCAUACAAAGGUUAGGACUCGAAUGUUACUUUCGAGACGAUAUCCAUGGUGUACUGAGAAAAUGUAGCGAAACCGGUAGUGAAGGGGGUGGUGAUAACCUUCAUGUUGUUGCUCUUCGCUUUCGGCUACUGAGACAAGCAGGAUACAAUGUACAAGCAGACACUUUCAAAAAGUUCAAGGACAACAAUGGGAGAUUCAAACAAGAGCUUGUGAAAGACACGAACGGGCUAAUGAGUCUUUUUGAGGCAUCGGAGCUGGGCAUCCCAGGAGAUCAAAUACUUGAUGAAGCUAGUGAAUUUACAUGGAAUCUCCUAAAGACGUCUGUGGAGCAUGUCAAAAGAUCUGAUGAGACCGUGAUAAUAAGAAACACGCUUAACAAUCCAUUUCAUAAAAGCCUUCCUAGACUUACUGCAAAGAAACAAAUACACAAUUUUAAAACUUUGCUAAAUUCUUUACAUGAUGACUGUUAUGUUAUGAAUGAGUGGAUCGAAGAUAUACAAGAACUAGCAAAAAUUGAUGUCAACAUGUCUCAAACCACCCUUAAAAAUGAAAUGAAUCAAGUAUCUAGGUGGUGGAACAAACUUCACGUGGCUGAGGUGUUAGAGCAUGCAAGAAACCAACCAGUAAAAUGGCAUAUGUGGUCCUCGGUCGCCCUCCCUGGCCCGGAUAAGGCAGAUCUAAGAACAGAACUCACAAAAUCGAUAUCUUUUGUUUAUAUCAUCGACGAUAUUUUUGAUGUGUAUGGAAAACUCGAGGAGCUCACUCUCUUUACUGAAGCUGUCAAUAGAUGGGAAUAUGCCAACAUCAAAGGCUUACCGGACUACAUGAAAAAUUGCCUUAAUGCACUUUUUGACACUACAACGGAGAUGAGCCACAAAAUUUACAUUAAACAUGGAUGGAACCCUAAAGAUUAUUUACAAAACGCGUGGGCAGAGUUAUGCAAUGCUUUCUUAGUAGAAGCAAGAUGGUUUGCUUCCGAGCAUUUGCCAACAAUUAAGGAGUAUUUGAAGAACGGAGUGGUUAGUUCUGGUGUUUAUGUUGUUUUUGCAACCCUUUUCUCACUCUUGGGUGAAGCAAGAAAUGUUAAAGACACAAAUACUUGGAACAACCAUCCUAGAAUUGCUUCUAUGACGGGUACACUUCUUCGUCUUUGGGAUGACCUAGGGAGUGCCAAGGAUGAGGAUCAAGAUGGUUAUGAUGGAUCAAUUGUAGCGUGUUACAUGAAUGAGUACCAAGAAAGCACAGAAGAAUGUGCGCGUGAACAAGUUCUAGGGAUGAUUUCGGAAGCAUGGAAGUACCUCAAUGAAGAGUGCCUAUCUCAGUCUCCAUUUUCAACAGAUAUAAAAAACGCUUUGCUUAAUUUAGCAAGGAUGAUUCCGAUUAUGUACAAAUAUGAUGACAACCAUCGUCUGCCAAGCCUUGAGAAACAUAUGAACUCAUUGCUUAAUGAGUAAACCAAUUAAGAUAAAAAAAUCUAGUCAUCUAAUCAAUCUUAAACGAUUGAUCUUUGUAAGUAAUUACACCAAAUUAAUAAGGGUCAUUUUCUUUUAUUUA
Chenopodium quinoa (quinoa) is the source of this 2131-nucleotide messenger RNA. Its product is annotated as (3S,6E)-nerolidol synthase 1-like. Gene Ontology annotation, molecular function: magnesium ion binding; terpene synthase activity. The transcript has 6 exons. Lineage: Eukaryota; Viridiplantae; Streptophyta; Magnoliopsida; Caryophyllales; Amaranthaceae. The record is from RefSeq and is a predicted model, not a curated record. The coding region runs from base 376 to 2031 and encodes 551 amino acids.